GCCUUGACCCGCCCGAGUCACUCGACUCAGUGACUAACUCACGCACAGCUCCUCCUCCACCGCCUUGAUAAUUAUUUUUCCUUUUUUUUAAUUAAAAUUUAAUCCCAGAAUGAUGAGCCAGGAAAACCACGGCGACGGAAACUCCGACCUCCCCGACGAGAUGGAGUCUCUCGUCCUCGACGAGCCUCCCUCAUCCAACGGCCAGUCUUCUCCUGCCGCCGCCGCGUCACCAUCAGCCUUCAUGGACCGCCAGACCAGCCUCGCUUCCGCUUCCGCCUCUCAACACUUCAACUCCAUCCUCGAACCGCCGUCCUACGCCGACGCGAUCUUCACCUCCUUCGAUUCCUCCUCCUCCGCAUCCAACGGCCACGGCGCCGCCGCUCCCGAGCCCGAAUCGGACGCUCCGGCCCGGUCCGAGUUCCUCAAGGUGUGGGUCUCCGAUCCGCAGAAGGAGCUCGACCUCUCGAACUCGCUCGUCCCCGGCGGGAAUUCGUACUACACGUACUUGAUCACGACGCGGACGAAUAUGCCGGAGUACGGCGGCGACGGAUCGGAGUUCACGGUGCGGCGGCGGUUCAAGGACGUGGUGACGUUAGCGGACCGGCUGGCCGAGUCGUACCGCGGGUUCUUCAUCCCAAUCCGACCGGAUAAGAGCGUGGUGGAGAGCCAGGUGAUGCAAAUCGAGCAGUUCGUGGAGCAGAGGAGGGCGGCGUUGAGUCGGUACCUGAACAAGCUCGCGGCGCAUCCGGCGAUUAAGAGGAGCGAGGAGUUGAGAGUGUUUUUGGCUGUGAAUGGGAAGCUGCCGUUGAUGAGGAGUGUGGAUGUGGCGUCGAGGAUGCUGGACGGCGCCGUUAGGCUGCCGAGGCAGUUGGUUGGUGAGGCGGCGGAUGCGAACGAGGCGGCGCAGCCUGCCAAGGGCGGUAGAGACUUGCUGAGGUUGUUUAGGGAGUUGAAACAGUCUGUGGUGAAUGACUGGGGAGGUGUGAAGCCAAUUGUGGUUGAGGAGGAUAAGGAGUUCUUGGAGAGGAAGGAGAAGGUGGUUGAGUUUGAGCAGCAGCUUAGCAAUUUGUCGCAGCAGGCUGAGUUGCUGGUAAAAGCUCAGCAAGACAUGGGAGAGACAAUGGGGGAAUUGGGUCUGGCGUUUGUGAAGCUGACCAAGCUUGAGACGGAAGGAGCCAUGUUCGAAUCUCAAACAAGGCGAGCCACUGACAUGAAAAAUGUGGCUACAGCAGCUGUUAAAUCUAGCCGAUUGUACCGCGAGUUAAAUUCACAAACUGUUAAACAUUUGGACAAACUCCAUGAAUAUCUUGGAGUAAUGCUAGCAGUUAACGGUGCGUUUUCAGACCGAACAAGCGCUUUACUAACGGUGCAAACUCUUUCAUCAGACUUGGUUUCCCUGCAGUCAAGGAUUGAGAAGCUUGAAGCUGCAGCAUCCAAAAUAUUUGGUGGAGACAGGUCUAGGAUGCGGAAAAUAGAGGAGUUAAAAGAAACUUUAAAAGUUAGCGAGGAAGCCAAAGCUUGUGCAGUUAACGAGUAUGAACGCAUCAAGGAAAAUAACAGGAACGAACUUGAAAGGCUUGACAGAGAAAGACAUGAUGACUUUAUGGGAAUGUUGAAAGGAUUUGUUCUUAAUCAGGCCGGAUAUGCAGAAAAGAUGGCAAACGCUUGGGAAAAACUUGCGGAAGAAACUAGUGGAUAUGCAAAAGAUGGCAGCUGACAUUUCUGCUGUAAACUUUUGUGUUUAGGUUUUCUGUAAGUUCUCUAUAUUUCACAUGUACACUAGUAAAAGUUGACAUACCAUUUGCGUUAUACAAAGAAGCUUUCAUCCUAACCAAUUCAAAUAGGAUACUGAAGACUCCCAGCCCGUUUUCUCUCAUCUUCUUUACUUUAAGCAAGGUUUUAUAGGUUUGGUUUGAUCAAAACAUGUGGUUAGCCUCUAGUUUUCGCAAAUUUGAAUGCUUGGGACUGGCCUUAGCCGGCAUAUGUAUAGAAAAACAGUUGCUGUUUGGUGAAUCAGGGUUGUUUGAGUUGUUGCUUGAU
Molecule: messenger RNA, 2040 nt
Organism: Fragaria vesca subsp. vesca
Lineage: Eukaryota; Viridiplantae; Streptophyta; Magnoliopsida; Rosales; Rosaceae
Product: sorting nexin 2A-like
Exons: 5
Coding region: 110-1717 (535 amino acids)
Molecular function (GO): phosphatidylinositol binding
Source: RefSeq, a predicted model, not a curated record